This is a messenger RNA of Pichia membranifaciens NRRL Y-2026, 1086 nucleotides long. RefSeq lists its product as hypothetical. Gene Ontology annotation, cellular component: cytosol. The record is from RefSeq and is a predicted model, not a curated record. The coding region runs from base 80 to 1027 and encodes 315 amino acids. Gene Ontology annotation, molecular function: aldose reductase (NADPH) activity. The transcript has a single exon. Lineage: Eukaryota; Fungi; Ascomycota; Pichiomycetes; Pichiales; Pichiaceae.
ACGGUGCGGUAGAGAGACUAAAGAGAGGUCUUGUAGCAGUUGAAAAAUAACACUGAUCUAGACAUCGAAGGUAGAAACCAUGACGUUGGCAAAAAUCCCGACGUUCACACUGGCCCGUACGGGGGCCGCCAUCCCUGCGCUGGGCUUUGGAUCGGGCUCCAAGCACAGAAUCAAGAAGUGGGAGAACGCAGAGAAGACCGGAGAGGCUCCGCUCGAUGCAGACAUCGUCGACGUGCUGUCGAACGCUAUCAAGGCGGGCUUCACCCACCUGGACGGGGCAGAGACAUACACCACGAGGGGCGAGCUGGCGUUGGCGGUCCGCAACUCUGGGGUACCAAGAGAGCAGCUCUGGAUCACAGACAAGUUCGACCAGGGGUGGCCCCACUACGACCGCAAGAGUCCUUCUCCCUCCGGCCCCCGGGAGAGCGUUCUGAAGGGUCUCGAGACCUUUCAGAUGGAGUACUACGAUCUGUUUCUCAUCCACGCCCAGUUCUUCCGGGAAGACCUUGUAGGUCUUUCAAUCGUGGAGGCGUGGCAGCAGCUCGAGCAGUGCUACGAGGAGGGCCUGGUGAAGAAUAUUGGCGUUUCGAACUUUGACGUCCAGCAUCUCCAGCAGAUCGUCGACGCUGCGAAGUACAAGCCCCAGGUAAACCAGAUCGAGUACAACCUCUACCUGCAGAACCAGACCGAGGGAAUCGCCGACUACUGCCGGAAGCACGAGAUCCAGCUGGAAGCGUACUGCCCGCUCACCCCGAUCUUGGACGCCCGGAUCAACGACGAAAACCACCCCUUGAAGCCUGUCAUCCGGGAGAUGGCCGACAAGUACAAUGUCAGUCCUAACAUCCUUGCCCUGAGAUGGGUCUACCAAUCGGGCGUGAUACCUAUUACAACCUCGUCUAAUUUCGAGAGGAUGAAACAGACCUUCCAGAUCUUCGACUUCGAGCUAUCCGAAAAAGAUUUCAACACUCUGAAAAGCAUCGGCCAAACCUACACGGUCCGUACGCAUUUCAAUCAGUACUUUGACUAACGUAACUCUCCACAUUCCCUAAUAACUAUAGACCCUAGAGCAAGCAGUAAUAUUCUUUG